Molecule: messenger RNA, 2436 nt
Organism: Zingiber officinale
Lineage: Eukaryota; Viridiplantae; Streptophyta; Magnoliopsida; Zingiberales; Zingiberaceae
Exons: 1
Coding region: 1-2436 (811 amino acids)
Source: RefSeq, a predicted model, not a curated record
AUGGCUGAUCAUAGUAGGACAAUGAAGGAGCUUGCAGCUCCUGAUGAGGCAUUCAAGUAUUCAUGCAUCACUUAUCCAACCUUGGCAGGAGAUUUUGAGUUGAGAUCAGGAUUGAUUCAUUUGCUUCUAAAAUAUCAAGGAUUGUCUGGAGAAGACCCAAAUAGACAUUUGCAUGAAUUCCAUGUGGUAUGUUCAACCAUGAAGCCACAAGGAAUUUCAGAAGAGGAUAUCAAGCUAAGGGCUUUUCCAUUUUCACUUACUGGAGCAGCAAAAGAUUGGUUGUAUUAUUUACCACCGGGAUUUAUCACUUCUUGGAUUGAUAUGAAGAAGGCUUUCUUGGAGAAAUUCUUUCCAGCCUCAAGGACUGCAACUAUUAGGAAAAGCAUCUGUGGGAUUCAACAAGUGGUGGGAGAGACACUUUAUGAUUAUUGGGAGAGAUUCAAGAAAUUAUGUUCAAGUUGUCCUCAACACCAAAUUAGUGAGCAGUUGCUAGUUCAAUACUUUUAUGAGGGUUUGUUACCUAUGGAUAGAAGUAUGAUAGAUGCAGCGGCUGGAGGAGCUUUAGUGAACAAAACUCCAGAACAAGCAAGGGAACUAAUUUCGAACAUGGCUGAAAAUUCACAGCAAUUUGGAAGUAGAGCACUCACGACUAGAGGAGUUGGUGAAGUUCAAAUGGUUUCAAAUGAUCAAAAGGAGAUAAAGAAUUCAUUGAUGGAAUUAACGACCUUGGUGAAACAACUAGCUUUGAACAACGCUACGCAAUCUUCUAAUGUGCCAACUAUGCAAUUUCCAUGUAAACAAAGUGUAGUUUGUAGCAUUUGUUCAAGUCAAGAUCACCUUUCAGAACUUUGUCCGAAUCUCCAUCAGGAUGAGUCUUUGGCAGCCUUUUCUAGAGCCCAACUCCAACAAAAAUAUGAUCCUCAUUCUUCUACAUACAAUCCGGGUUGGAGAGAUCAUCCAAAUUUGAGGUAUGGUAAUUCGUUUUAUCAACAAUCAUAUUCGAAUCAGCCAAAUCAGCAGCAUAAUCAGAAUUUUCAGCAAGGUUUCCAGCAGCAUCAGCAAAGUUUUCAGCAGCAUUACCACCCUACAAAUCAAUAUCAGCAAUCGUAUCAGCCUUAUCAGCAAUUUCAGAAUCAGAAUCAUCAUUAUCAAUCUCAAAAUCAGAAUUUCCAGCAAGGGCAGAAUUGGCCACAGCAAGUAAUUCCAGCACUUCCAGCACCUGCAAGAUUGAGUUUAACUCAAGGAGGUUCCAAUAAUGCUUCAAAUUCAGAUCCACAGCAAGCUAGAUUGGAGGAAUUGAUGCAACAAAUCCUUCAACAAAAUCAGAACCAGCAAAGAACAGAUUCUGCUCUUCAAAAUUUAGAGAGGCAGAUUGGGCAAUUGGCUUCCAGCAUAAAUCAGAUUCAAGCACAAGGAUCAAGUCAAUUACCUUCCCAAACAACUCCUAAUCCAAAAGGGAAUGUUAGUGCAUUAACUUUGAGAAGUGGAAGAAGAAUUUCAAAGAGUGCAAGUGAUGAAGAUCCAGCAAAUCAGGAAUUCUGUCUAGCAGAUCCGCAACUAAUUUCCAGCAGAAAUGAAAUUCCAGAGGUUAGAAAUGUGCCAACUUCAAGUUCUAUUCCAAUUCACAUUGAUCCAUUAAAUUUGGAGCAUUCACAAGGAGAUGGAAGCUUAAUUUCGAAAAAUUCCAACAGCUUUUGUCCAGCUGAGCGAGUUCCAGCAGGAAACCCAUAUUUCAACAAAUCUGGAAUUUCAGAGUAUCAACAGUCAGCUCAGAAAGAUUCAGAUCCGAGCCUUCCCUUACCCUUUCCUCAACGCAAAGUUCAACCAAGAAGAGAUGCAGAGGAGGAGAAAGCUAAGGAAUUUCAAGAGCUUGUGGAUUUAUUUAGCAAGGUAGAGGUUAAUGUUCCCUUACUCACAAUGAUUAAGCAAAUUCCAAAAUAUGCAAAAUUUUUGAAGGAUCUUUGUGUGCAUAAGAAAAAGUUGAAAGGGAAUGAGUUAAUUAGCAUGGGCAAAAAUGUAUCUGCACUCCUUCAAACAGUCCCUCAGAAAUGUGAAGAUCCUGGAGUGUUUACAGUUCCUUGUGAGAUUGGGAGUAGUCUUUUUAAAGAUGCCAUGUUGGAUUUGGGAGCUUCAAUAAAUGUGAUGCCAAAAUCAGUUUUUCAGACUUUGGGCAUUGGACCAUUACAACCUACAGGAGUAGUCAUUCAAUUAGCUGACCGCAGUCAGACUCACCCAGCCGGAGUUAUUGAAGAUGUAUUGGUUAAGGUGAGAGAACUCAUUUUCCCUGCAGAUUUUUAUAUUCUUGAUAUGGAGGGAGACUAUCUGGCCAGUAGAUCUCCACUCAUUCUAGGACGACCAUUUUUGAAGACUACAAGGACCAAAAUUGAUGUUCAUGCGAGCACACUUUCUAUGGAGAUAGGUGAUACAGUGGUCUGA